Molecule: messenger RNA, 489 nt
Organism: Kwoniella shivajii
Lineage: Eukaryota; Fungi; Basidiomycota; Tremellomycetes; Tremellales; Cryptococcaceae
Exons: 2
Coding region: 1-489 (162 amino acids)
Source: RefSeq, a predicted model, not a curated record
AUGCACUUCUCUAUCUGUUUCGCAGUUUUGGGCAUCUUCGGCUCCGUUGUCUCUGCUGCGCCUAUCGCUCAAGCACUCGACGGAUCUUCUGCUACUACCACUGCAGUUGGCACUGGCUUACCCAGCGAUGUCACGUCAGUCAGCGGUGAUAAUACUACUCCUACCUCUGGAGGUACUACGGGUCCAGGUCCUUUCACUGGUCCAGGUAUAGUAGGAGGAGGAGGUGGUGGUGGUGGCAACACUGGUGUUGGUAACAAUAAUGCUGGAGCUGGCUCUAGUCUCGCUGCUAAAUUUCCUGGAGCACUCGGUGGUAGUGGAGCCCAAGGUCUAAGACAGGAGGGACAAGAAGGUUCGGCAGGGCAAGGACAAGGUGAUGGCUCUGCUCAAUCUAGUCCAGCUGGAAUAUCAACUGGUUUGGUUUCCUCUGGCAUUGCUCCUACCGGUACCGCGACCGGUAGUGCUUUCCCUUCCAGGUCUCCUCAGCCUUGA